Diaporthe amygdali is the source of this 1464-nucleotide messenger RNA. RefSeq lists its product as uncharacterized. The record is from RefSeq and is a predicted model, not a curated record. The coding region runs from base 1 to 1464 and encodes 487 amino acids. Gene Ontology annotation, molecular function: FAD binding. NCBI's taxonomy places the organism in Eukaryota, Fungi, Ascomycota, Sordariomycetes, Diaporthales, Diaporthaceae. The transcript is spliced from 5 exons.
AUGUCUUUCCCCAAUCUAAACUGGAUCAUGUCAGAGCUUUCCCCCAAGUCAAUUUGUCCCCAGGCGGAUCGCCUCGCCGAGGCAGGGCUUGCCCAUCGCGUCUUGCUGCCGACUGACACUGACUAUGUGUCGCGGAACGAAUCGUACUGGAGCAAGGACGCAAGGUUGCGGCCGGCUUGCAUCGUCACGCCUCGAUCGGCCGAUGAAGUUUCAAAAGCGGUUGUGGCUCUCGUAGCUGGGGGACAUACCUUUGCCAUCCGGAGUGGUGGGCACGCCAGUUGGGCCAACAAUAUUGACCGGGGCGUGACAAUAGACUUGGGCUUAAUGACAGAUCUCACUGUCGACACCGUCUCCGAGACAGUCCGCUUCGGCCCCGGCGGCCGCUGGCGCGACAUUUAUGCAGUCCUCGCCCCAUAUGACCGGAUCGUCCCCGGCGGCCGUGAGGGCCAGGUCGGCGUGGCCGGCCUGCUCCUUGGGGGCGGCAAGACCUUCCUCACAGCUCGGAGAGGCUUCGCCUGCGACAAUGUGCUGGAGUAUGAGGUUGUGCUGGCAGACGGCCGCAUUGUGAAAGCCAACAAAGACGAGCACCCGGAUCUUUUCCGCGCGCUGAAGGGCGGCUCCAGCAAUUUUGGCAUCGUGACGAGCUUUAAGAUGGCCAUGGUCGAGAACAAAGGAAUCUGGGGCGGGAUAACCGUCUUCUCCAAGGAGCAUAUCCCGGCAGCGAUCGAAGCAACGCGUGAUUUCGCGGCGAAUGUCGCUGCACACCCUGACGAGAACUUGAUCGUGCUCUUCACAAAGUUACCGAGCUUCAAGGAGACGGUCAUCUGCACACUCUAUGUGAGCAUGACAGGCACUGAGAGAGCGCCAGCAUAUAGCAAAUGGCUAGCUUUACCUGAAAUUACCACCAACACCAAAAUGACAACAGUAGCGGAGCUGAUAGCAGAGAACAAUACACCCGGAAACUACCACGUCAUCUGGUUCACCCUGACCUUCAAGAACAACACCCGCAUUAUGGCCAAAGCCUCCGAGCUUCACGAUACUCUUGUAGAAGAACUGGAAUCCAUCGUCCCAGAUGGCAACAUGGUCUCCCAAUGUAUCUUCCAGCCCCUCCCCAAGCUCUACGGAGAAAAGUCUGCCGAGGCGGGCGGCAACAUGUUGGGGCUGGAGAAACAGAAAGACGACGCCGUCCUGCUGCUGGCUUUGGUCUCGGUCCCCACGGCGGAACAGCGGGCGAUUGCGUACCCCAAGGUCAAGGCUUGGGUCGACGAAGUGCAGAAAUUCGCAACCUCUAUCGAUGGUGCCGAGGACUGGCUAUAUCUGAAUUAUGCAAAUUCCAGCCAGGAUGUUCUGGCGAGCUACGGGGCUGAGAACGUCGAAUUUAUGAAGAAGGUGGCGGCCAAGUAUGACCCUGAGCAAGUGUUCCAGAAGUUGUGCCCUGGAGGCUUCAAAGUUUCGGAGCUUUGA